AACAACCUUUAAACUUCCCCACUAUCCCACCUUCAUUAAUGCUACUUCAUGUCCCGUGCAUCUCGCUACCACACACUUCCAAAUUUUUCACACACUGCCACUACUGCCGUAGCACAGUAUCAGUAAUUUUUCAUCUUCUCAUUCACUACAGGAAAAAGAAAUAAGCAAAACCCUUCAAAAGGAAGUUGCUUUUUUCUCCAUUGAUGCCAAAGAUCUGAGCUUUAGCUCGAUGUCUCAACGCCGACACUAGGAUCAAGUGAAAAAACCAAUCCUUUUCUUGCAAAGUCAAGUUCAAAUUCAAGAAUUAUGCAUGGGCUUAGCCGCCUGAGCAACGGGGUGAGCUCUUUAUCUCCACCGUCGUCCCCUCGGCACCGUGGCAGCCGCGGCAAGACCACCAGCUCCCCCACCACCGGUGGAUGCGGUGGUGGCGCGGGGAGUUUCCGUGUUGUUGGUGGUGGUGGUGGGAGGGCGGAGUUCAAGAAUGUGGUGGAAAGAUUUGGAUAUUUCUUGAUUUCAGCAAUGUAUAGGAGAAGAGGGGUGCUUUUGUUUGCUCCCUUGUUGUACAUCUCUGGGAUGCUUAUGUAUAUGGGCAUAUUCGGGUUUGAUGCUGUGAAUAAUAUUAGUAAUGGAGCUCGUGAUGUGGUCGGGCCGGGUUCCGUGUACCGGAGUCCUCAGGUUUUCGAGAAGCUAUGGCCUUUCAUGGAGGCUGAAAAUCGAAGCUCUAAUACGUUAAUGAAUGUUUGGAAUCCAAAGUUGCGUCAAGGUUGGAAGCCUUGUAUCAAACAGACUGUUAUCCAAUCAGGAUUGUCAGAGUUUCCAAAGUCAAACGGUUUCCUAAUAAUUGAAGCAAAUGGUGGGUUGAACCAACAACGAUUAUCGAUAUGUGAUGCAGUGGCGGUGGCAGGUUUGCUGAAUGCUACCCUUGUUAUUCCCAUAUUUCACUUAAAUAGUGUUUGGCAAGAUUCCAGCAAGUUUGGGGAUAUUUUUGAUGAAGAGUUCUUCAUUUAUGCGCUCAGAAAUCAUGUCAAUGUGAUUAGAGAACUUCCUGGGGAUAUACUCCACCAAUUCGAUAACAAUAUAAGCAACAUAGUGAAUUUGAGAGUAAAAGCAUGGUCGAGCCCAAACUACUAUCUCGAAAAGGUUCUGCCGAAGCUGGUGGAGUUGAAGGCUGUCCGUAUUGCGCCUUUCUCUAACAGAUUGGCUCAUGCAGUGCCUCCAUAUAUCCAAGGGCUUCGGUGCCUGUGCAAUUUUGAAGCGCUUAGAUUUUCAGAACCCAUACGAAUGCUAGCUGCUAAGAUGGUUGAUCGAAUGGUUAAGAAUAGUUCUAAAAGUGGGGGCAAAUAUGUGUCCGUACAUCUCCGUUUCGAAGAGGAUAUGGUUGCAUUUUCGUGCUGCGUAUUCGAUGGCGGUGAAGAAGAAAAGCGUGAGAUGGAUAUUGUUCGUGAAAGAAGUUGGAGAGGAAAAUUUCGGAGAAGAGGUAGAGUAAUAAGACCGGGUGCGAAUCGUGUGGACGGGAAGUGCCCUUUAACACCAUUGGAGGUCGGAAUGAUGCUUAGGGGCAUGGGAUUCGAUAACACAACCUCUCUUUACGUUGCUGCCGGAAAAAUUUACAAAGUGGAAAAGCAUAUGGCUCCUCUAAAACAGAUGUUUCCAGGUCUAGAAACAAAGGACUCACUGGCUUCCCCAGAAGAACUUGCUCCGUUUAUGGGUCAUUCAUCGAGGUUGGCGGCUCUCGACUACACAGUUUGCCUCCAUAGCGAAGUUUUUGUUACUACUCAAGGUGGUAAUUUUCCCCAUUUCUUGGUGGGGCAUCGACGCUACUUUUACGAAGGACACGCCAAAACAAUAAGACCUGAUAAGAGAAAGUUAGCUCAGUUAUUCGAUAAACCAAGUAUAAGAUGGCAAGACUUUAAACGGCAAUUACAGGACAUGCUUCGUCAUAAUGACGUGAAGGGGAGUGAGCUGAGAAAGCCGAGCAACUCCCUCUACAUGUACCCCAUGCCGGAUUGCAUGUGUAGAAAAUCAGAUGCCCGAAUCGAGUACAGUAACACCACGAAAACUACCUAAUUUAAGCACAGAAAUAGGUUUAUAAAGGUCUUGACAAGCUCAUGAUAGUGUUAUAACAUCCAUAUAGCAUUCAGUGAUUAACUAAUAUAGCUGUAACAUUCAUACAACAUUUGACUAUAUAGUUGUAGUAGAUCAAUUCUUUCCCCCUUACAGGAUUUCUUGGUCUGCAUCGUUGUUGUACGAUCGACAGCUUUGUAAUAGUCACUAUAUACGGUUGUUCUGUGUGUCAAUGGAAAUCAUUCUUUUGUUGA
Messenger RNA from Sesamum indicum (sesame), 2318 nucleotides. Its product is annotated as O-fucosyltransferase family protein. The record is from RefSeq and is a predicted model, not a curated record. NCBI's taxonomy places the organism in Eukaryota, Viridiplantae, Streptophyta, Magnoliopsida, Lamiales, Pedaliaceae.